Punctularia strigosozonata HHB-11173 SS5 is the source of this 4171-nucleotide messenger RNA. RefSeq names its product OPT oligopeptide transporter. Gene Ontology annotation, biological process: transmembrane transport. The transcript is spliced from 26 exons. Bases 33 to 2372 code for a protein of 779 amino acids. The record is from RefSeq and is a predicted model, not a curated record. Gene Ontology annotation, molecular function: oligopeptide transmembrane transporter activity. NCBI's taxonomy places the organism in Eukaryota, Fungi, Basidiomycota, Agaricomycetes, Corticiales, Punctulariaceae.
GGCUCUUCUUUUUCUUCUGUGCAACACUGAAGAUGAUCCCUCUCGGCGGUGCAACGGACGGAGCGACGGCUCUCCCUGCCCUCUCUGUCCUGGACGAGAAGGACGAUGGCCUGCCCAGCCCGAUCUUGGACGAGAAGGCGUCCGUGAAAAGCUCCACUGAUGGCCAACCGCUCGACAAUGUCGGCGAUGUCUACGACGACGUUCGUGUGAUCGACCUCGGCUCUGACGGGAAGGAACGUCCCAUCGAAACCGCUUCGGACUGGUCACUGCGUCUCAUCUCGCUCGACGAUGAUCCGACCCUGCCGGUGUGGACAUUCCGGCUCUGGUUCCUCGCCGUCGGUCUCUCCUGCUUCGGUGCGGUCUUGUCGGAGAUCUUCGCGUUCAGACCGCAGUCCGUCUACGUCAGCCAACUUUUCCUGCAGACAGCGGCGUAUAUCCUCGGAAGAGUACUCGAGGAAAUCAUCCCUGGUCCCGGAAAUGCGCGAUUCAAGACUCGUGACAAUGUGUUCACCCGUUUUAUGAAUCCAGGGCCAUUCGAUAUCAAGGAGCACGUCGGCAUCCUGAUUAUGUCCGCUGCCGCAACACACGGAGCGCUUGCCAUCAACAUAUUUGCUGCGAACGACUUAUUCUACGGAAUCAAGUCGAACACAGCUGUCGCUAUCUUCACGCUUCUCGGCAGCCAGCUCCUUGGAUAUGGUCUUGCAGGAAUGAUGCGCAGCUUCCUCGUCUACCCGACGUACUGCGUCUUCCCCAACUUGAUCCCUACAGUACAGAUGUUCGAUGUUCUUCACCGUGGGCACGGCAACUUCCUUCAAAUGAAGCGCGUCAAGUUCUUCUGGACGCUUUUCAUCGGCAUAUUCUUUUGGCAAUGGAUUCCGGAGUACAUCGCACCCCUCCUCACCGGAUUCUCGGUCUUCUGUCUGGCGAGGAGAAAUUCGGCGUGGGUAACGCGCCUCUUCGGCGGCGCUGCAGGAAACGAAGGUCUUGGCCUAUUCUCCCUAUGCUUUGACUGGAAUUACGUCGGCUCUGGAGGUUCGGCCUACGGCGCUCUCUUCCAACCCUUGGCCACUCAGCUUUCCCUGUUCGGUGGUGUCUUCAUUUGCAUUAUCAGCUUCAUUGGCGUCUAUGCGAACAAUGUGUGGAAUGCUCAGAACUUUCCCUUCAUGUCGCAACUCCUGUUCUACCAGAACGGCACGGAGUACGACCAGCUGCUCAUCCUCAACCAUGACUACUCCCUGAACGAGGAUAAGCUUGCGGUUCAAGGCCUUCCGUGGUUCGCUGCUACCCAGACCGUGGCCAAAAUCGGCGCCAGUCUGUCCUUCGGCGCCACCAUCACUCACAUGAUUCUUUGGAACGGUAAGCAAGUCUGGGAUGCCGUGAAGACGAGUCGACAGGGCGCUAUCAAGGACGCGCAUUACGAGAAGAUGAAGGUGUACAAAGAGGUUCCGCAGUGGUGGUACGUUGGGAUGUUCGUCAGCUCCCUCGCCAUGGCCCUGGCCACGAACUACACGUCCGACUCCGGUCUUCCUUGGUGGGCUUUCUUCAUCGCUGUCGGAUUUGCGGCGAUCUUCCUUCCCAUCAUCUCGACCCUCUACGCCAUUCUCUGUUACGUGCCUGGUACGGAGGACGUUGCGCGGAUGCUCGGCGCCGCCCUUGUCCCUGGCAAGCCUCACGCAAACAUGUACUUCACCUUGUACGCGUACAACUCGACCGAGCAAGGACGCUCGAUGACACGAGACCUCAAGAUGGGACAAUACACGAAGCUGCCACCCCGUGUGACGUUCACAAUGCAAUGUCUUGGCGCAGUCAUUGGCGCUCUCCUCAACUAUGUGAUCAUGCGCGUGGUCAUCUCAGAUAACCGCCAGAUCUUGUUGAGUGUCCAAGGUUCGAAUGUUUGGUCCGGCGCCACCAUACAGUCAUUCAACAGCGACGCAAUUGCCUGGGGUGCUCUUGCGAAGCAACUCUACUCUCCCAGUGGGCGCUAUGGGAUUGUCCCUCUAUCAAUCCUAAUUGGCCUCGCUGUCCCGAUUCCUCUCUGGUGGUUGCACAAGCGUUUCCCCAAAUGGCACCUCGACAGCGUCAUCACUCCUAUGAUCCUCUCUGAGAUUGGCGCCCUUUCUGGCGGCAUCAACUCGUCGGUAUUCGUCACGUUCCUACUCUGCCUCUUCAGCCAGUUCUACCUCCGCAAGUACCGCGCCGGUUGGUUCAGGAAAUACAACUUCUUGAUGUCGGCUGCGCUGGACGGCGGAACCGAAGUCAUGGUGUUCGUCUACAGCUUCGCCGUUGGCGGUGCGGGCGGACGGGUGGUCAACUUCCCGAACUGGGCUCUCAACCCGAUAGGAAACCCGGAUUACUGCAAGAGGCUCACCUAAAAGAAGGCCUUGCAUCUCGUCGCGCCAAAUUGCGUCAAGAUUUUGUUUGGCUCUGGUGGGAUUUACAGGCUGUGCUCCGGCUCGGUCUGUUACUAUAAUCUCUUUCUAGUAAGUAUGUCGGUGAAUAUUCACGUUAUUCGUUCAUACGGGAGUUGCUCGGGAGUAAACGUGUUCUCGGGGAGUUCCCAUUCCCACGGUAGGCUUCAUCUUCGCAAAUUCCGCACAGCCACGCCCGAUGCUACGCCUCUCCCGUGCCCAUGGCCAUCCGCCACUCCGGCUUCGUGCAGUUAACAAUGCCCUGACCCGGACCUGCGUGCGCCGCACACUCUUUUCAAAGCAGCCGCUACCCCCUCCAGACGAAUGGAAGCCGCUCCAGGACGACGACCCGAACCGGCCGCUGAGUUGGCGGUUCAAGCUCGUCUACACCGCCGCCAUGGCCGGCGCGCUCGCGCUCUUCGCGUACGAGGUAUCCAAGCCCAAAGACAAGUUUUCCGGGCGCCCGACGGUCCCGGACUUGCCUAUGAUGCCGAACCACUUCGUCGAGACCGUCGUGCUCGCGUCGACCGAGACCGGCCCGGACACGCGCCUCAUCACGCUCGCCGUCCCGCCCAAGCUGCUCCCUCCGCAAGAGCCGACGGAGAUCAUCACAGAGAAGCAGGCGAAAUACACUCAGGAUACCGUCGGAACGCCGGUGUGGAGUUUGUAUGCUAAGAACCCGGAUAUUCAGAUCGAGAGGCCGUAUACGCCGUUGGAGGGGAUCAGCCCCGUGGACGGCCGGAUGACGUUUUGGGUGAAGCGGUACAGGGACGGUGAGAUGGGGAGGUGGUUGUGUGCGCGCGAGUUUGGGGAUAAGGUCGAGGUGCGCGGGCCGGUGAAGACGUGGCCGUGGCAGGAGGACGAGUGGGACGAGGUGAUCAUGAUAUCGGGUGGAACGGGUAUUACGCCCUUCUACCAGCUGCUGCACCAUACCCUUUUCUCUCCUCCGCCUCAUCCUGCGGCGACUUCGGACUCUUCUCCGGCCAAACGUCCCCACUUCACCCUGCUGCACGCCUCUUCCUCGCCGUCCGCCCUUCCUCCUCCAGUUCUUCUGAACAAGCUCCUCACACAUGCGCGUCAGCGCCCGGACGAGCUCACGCUCAACCUCUUCGUCGACCAGCUCGACUCCACCACCGCCCGCCCGAGCAUCGCGUUCCCGCACCCAUCGUCAUCUCGCUCCAUCCCAAGCGACGCGAGCCUCUCGUACAUCAACGUCGCAGCCCCGAGCCUCGUGACCCCGCCGAUCGACGCGAAACGCGAUAAAGUCGCGUACCAUCCCGUAACGGUGGGGAGGAUCGGCAAGGACGCGAUCGAGCGGACGGUGGAGGACCGGCUCGGACUCGGGCUCGGGUGGUGGCAGCGACUGUUCGGUCCCGUCGUGUCCAAUUCGUCAGAGGCGAAGAAAAGGGAAAAGAAGAUCCUGUUCCUCGUCUGCGGACCUGACGAGAUGAUAAAAGACCUCGCUGGACCGCGCGGGCGAAACCUUUCUCAGGGCAAAAUUGGCGGUGCCCUCGGAGAGCUGGGAUACACGAAAGAGCAGGUGUAUAAGCUCUGGUCCUGAGCCUGGUUGAUGUAACAGCCGGUUAUUCACGCUUGGGUCCAUCGGUUUUCUUCUCGAUGCUAUUUGUACCUUCACCACCAUUCUAUCGACCUUCACUCAUCUGACAUUAUAUAUGCGCGUCGUAUACACCAGCUUCGCGAACUCGUCCUCUUCAGGAUUGGCUGCUUUGUUAUAACAGAUUCGUGCUGCUAUUGCAAGGCCC